AUGCGUCGUACGCGCCGUCAGGUCCGGCAGGCGGUGAUAGAGAGGGAGGAGGAGGAGGAGGAGCAAGGCUGGAUGAGCGUUUGCGGCAGCGGGUGGCAGCAGGCGACUUUUGAGUCGACUCAAAAGUCAACCCUGCCCCCGCCACCAGGCUGGAUGAGCGUUUGCGGCAGCGGGUGGCAGCAGGCGUGGCGGGGUGCCAUGCAGUGCGCAGCGCACCAAGGUCACGGGGACUCGGAUCCUGAGGACGUGUGCGGACAACCGGUUGCGAGUGUGGGGCAGUGUGUUGGGCGACCUGCAGCAGCCACCACCAUCGUGCACUCUCACGACGACUUCUCCCUCAACCUCUCGCCCUACAAGGCGCUCUGGGACCCCAAGGACGAUGCAGAGCGGGUGGUGGUGCGUGGGCGGUACAAACGAGACUACAGCAGAGUGGCGUUGCACCCCAUAGACUUCCUGGACGCCUCCUCGGGUGCGCUGCUGGGCUCCGCUAUCCCACCCCUCCUCACCACCAUCUCCCCCGUCAACCUGCCGCACCCCCGCUGCGACCUGCUCGCUACUGGCAGCUCCAGGUGA
Closterium sp. Naga37s-1 is the source of this 573-nucleotide messenger RNA. The record is from the annotation of a GenBank genome assembly. NCBI's taxonomy places the organism in Eukaryota, Viridiplantae, Streptophyta, Zygnematophyceae, Desmidiales, Closteriaceae.